AUGGCAGGGUUUUGGAAUGAGAUGAUCUUUAAGGUCCUUUCCAACCCAUAACAUAUUUUUCUCUGAUUCUAUGAGGGGCACAGUGCUGGUGGCUGCUGUCCUGGCUGUCUCUGCCGGCACCUCUGAGGGCUGAGGGAUUCUCCAGAGGGAAAGCUGGCUGGACACGUCUGCCCUCAGGACAGUAUAAUUUGAUUUAGAAUUACAGCCUUGAAGUCCCUUUGUUUUAGCACAGGAAGUGCAGAGCAAGGAAUCCUUCCCAACUCCUUGUCUCCCAGAUUUCCAAUUUAACUACUGAUGAUCCUUCCCACACUUCCCUUUUUUUUUGCUCCGUGUUCAUGGAUUGUUGGAGGGUUUUUUCAUCAAAGGCAGAUGUUUGACUGGCCAAGAUUUGUACAGACUUCUUUAUCUCUAGUGGGUUAAAAUCAAACAGAAGAUGUCCAGGAAAAGAGUGACUCUGGCCACUUCAUGCAUUUAUUCUGUUUUUGGGGUGGGAGCUUCCCUCUGCCUAAGGUGGGUACCCAUCAGUGAUAGUGUAGGUGUAUUUUAAUCCCAGUUCCCUGUCUAAAUUGCACCAUAACUUUAAGAACUUCCAAAUAUUUACGUAAUAACUGCCAUAAACAUCAGCAUCCUGGGGUUAGUGCUUCAAAAUGAAAGUUUUUCUUUUGUUGCUGGCAGAAUUUGUCUCCCAGUGCUAUCAAUUAAGCCUGGCUCUAGUGAGUUCAUGUACUUACCCUUCCCAAAAGGCUGAAUAUUGUCUCACUUUCCCUUACUGGAAGCACUGAGGGUGACAGUAAAUCUCCUUGUGCAGGACUCUCUUCUGGGAAGUAAAGUCAUUCUCAAUACUUAAUUAGACUAUUUUUAAUUUAAAUCAGUGUUUAUUCAAAUUUUUAGUUAACCCCAACCUUAACAUUCUCUGAAGUGAUUAAAAUACUGUGUUCACUUGCAGAACAGUUUUCCCUUUCAGUCUGGAGGUAGCAGGGCUGGGAAGAAAGAGGCCUCAUAGGGAAAGGCCUCUGUUUUUGUUCUGUCAAUACUUGUCUGUCAUUACUCAUAAGGAAUGACUCCUUAUCUGUCAUGCUCUUAUCUUAAUUAAGAGGACUCUGGUGUAUCAAAGGGAAGAUUGCAGUGGUCAACUAAUGGUUCUUCUGGGGAUGAAUGUUUCACUGUGGUAGAAAGGUCAAAACAUAGGUUAAACAGACAUUUAAUCCCACAGUUUUCUUCCCAAAUCCAAGCAGAUGUCACAGCCCUUUUCUGCUGCAAUUGUGUCAGAAGUAAGCAGGAUCCUAAAAUGUGAGACAUUCACUUAUCAGCUACACCAAUAAAAAUAAGCUUGGGCUAAAAACACUGGUAAAGGCCAAAGCAGAUAAGCUGGUUAGAGAAAUCAUAUCUUUGGGGCCUGGUAACUCUAAUGCCUCUGUUCUCCUGACCUCCAUGAGCUGCUCUGUGCUGGAGCAAAUCUCAGCUACAAGAAGCAACUCUGUUCAGUGCUGUGCAGCUUCCUCCUUUGUCUGAUGUUAGUGCAAGAUGUUCUCAUUUGCAAAGGAGGUGUUUUUUUUUCUUUUCUUUUUGCUUUCCCAGAGAAGAAGGAGGGAGCAGUUAAUAGAACUGGAGCAUGUUCAUCUUCUUCUGCUCUGUGAUUAUGUGCUGGAACUGUAAUUUCUUCUGCUAUACCUUUUGGGGCAGAAUUAUAUGGAUACAACUGAGGAGAAUGUUACCUGUGAGAGGAGUUAUUUAGGGAUCCUGUUGGAUAUACAGAAAUACUUUGGGCUCAGCGAUGGGAAGACAGGUCUGCUGCAGACAGUGUUCACCUUGUGUUACAUGCUGGCUGCCCCCAUCUUUGGAUACCUCGGAGACCGCUACAACAGGAAAAUCAUCCUUGGAGCUGGGAUUCUCUUCUGGUCUGGUGUCACCUUGGGCAGUUCCUUCAUCACUGAGUCUCAUUACAGGAUAUUUGUUCUCUCACGAGGCCUGGUUGGCAUUGGCACAGCCAGUUACUCCACCAUAGCACCCACCAUCAUUGCAGACCUGUUUGAGGAAGGAAAAAGGACCACAGUGUUAUCUAUCUUCUAUAUCUUCAUUCCAGUGGGAAGUGGCUGUGGUUACAUGCUGGCAGCUGGCAUGGCACAGAGCACAGGGGACUGGCACUGGGCAUUCAGGGUAACUCCUUGCAUGGGAGGUCUAGCACUGGUCCUCCUGAUUCUCCUGGUCCCUCCCAGGAUCCAGAGAAGGACAGCGAGACACAGAGCACUGAGCAUCUCCGGCACAAGACGAGGAGCAGAUGAGACAGCAGGUGUACCCAGAACUGCCAAGACUACUUGGUGUCAAGAUGUUGGAUCCCUUGCCAAGAACUGUAGUUUUGUCUGGUCCUCACUGGGUCUGACAGCCAUGGCCUUUGUCACUGGAGCCCUGGGAAUGUGGGUACCACUGUUCCUGUACAGGGCUCAGCUUGUCCAGGGCAUUGUCCCCCCCUGCCUCCAGGAAUCGUGCAAUUCAUCCAACAGCCUAAUCUUCGGAGGCAUCACCGUCGGGACAGGAAUCGUGGGGGUCGUCGCUGGGGCAGAAGCCGCGAGAAGAUUAAGGAAGAUGUACAAUAAAGCUGAUCCUCUGAUCUGUGCCACCAGCAUGUUCAGCUCUGCCCUGUGCCUCUACACAGCUCUCAUGGUGGCCCAGACCAGCAUCCUUUCCACCUUUAUUUUUAUUGCAUUUGGAGAACUGUUUUUAUCUGUGAACUGGGCUGUUGUGACAGACAUACUGCUGUACGUGGUGACCCCGAGGCGCCAGUCCACGGCCAUCGCCCUGCAGAUCCUGCUGAGCCACCUGCUGGGGGAUGCAGGCAGCCCAUACCUCAUCGGGGCUAUCUCCAACGCCCUGCAGGCCCGGGGCGCUCCGUCCUUCCAGAGCAGCUUCCGGAGCAUCCAGAGCAGCUUUGCCAUCUGUGCCUUCGUGGGGGCCUUUGGAGGAGCCUUUUUCCUCCUGACAUCUCUCUACAUCGAGGGAGACCGGAGAGAAGCAGAAAGGCCCUGAGGUGUCUGUAUGUCUGUAUAACUUCUAGACUCGUAGCUGGUGGCUUUCCCGUGGGGACACCAGCCAUGGUAUGGGAUCUGAACCAGUAUCUGUGUUGUGGUAAUGCCACAUUACUUUCGAUAAAAAAGAUAAAGGCAAAAUCCCAGCAAAGUCUCAGAUUAAAUAAACCUCCCAUGUCGAGCAAAACAGACUCCGGAGCUCACAAGGACCAGGGAAGUGCUGGUAGUGACAUCUGCAAAAUGCUGCAGUGCCUGGAGGAAAUAACAUCCUUUACUGUAAUGGACCAGUGCAGACUGCAGGGAGCAGGAGGUUCUUCUGCUCUGGUCUUUCUCAGCCCUGUAGAACCAGUCCUGGCUCUCUGUAGCACUUUUCCCUCUUCCCAGGGAAGUUCAUGUUCAAAGUGUAAAAGACCUGAAGUAAACCUGUUGAAUUGGACAGAACACAUCCUCAGUCCCCUGGGUUCUUACAGCCUCCUUCUGCUCUGACUUGGUUUUCCAGGUACCAGCAAAGAACUGUCUCUCAGAGGAAGAUGAACUCUGGGGCGAGAUUUGCACAGAACAAAAGACCAUCCUCCCCUUUUUCUUUCCUUUUUGCUUAAUGAGAUACAGCUGGAGAAAAGGCCAAAUCACAAUUCCUCCAUAUGGCAGAAAAUCCUGCGCACUGACUUUUUU
Chiroxiphia lanceolata (lance-tailed manakin) is the source of this 3695-nucleotide messenger RNA. RefSeq names its product sphingolipid transporter 3 (putative) (gene SPNS3). The transcript has 12 exons. Gene Ontology annotation, cellular component: membrane. Gene Ontology annotation, molecular function: transmembrane transporter activity. The coding region runs from base 1690 to 3024 and encodes 444 amino acids. The record is from RefSeq and is a predicted model, not a curated record. Lineage: Eukaryota; Metazoa; Chordata; Aves; Passeriformes; Pipridae. Gene Ontology annotation, biological process: transmembrane transport.